Molecule: messenger RNA, 192 nt
Organism: Xyrichtys novacula (pearly razorfish)
Lineage: Eukaryota; Metazoa; Chordata; Actinopteri; Labriformes; Labridae
Source: the annotation of a GenBank genome assembly
AUGAAGGCUCGUUUCCGGUCCCUGGAGCGGGUAAUGGAGGCACGUGUGCAGUCUCUGCAUGAGCUUCUCGAGGCCUGCCUGCUCCCUGUGGCCUCGGCUGCCUCUAGUCUGAGGAGACAAGCGGAUGCCCCAGAAUGGCUGCUGCCUACUCCGGAGCCAUCCACUGCUACUCCCAUGCCAGGUGGCCGUUAA